Molecule: messenger RNA, 1494 nt
Organism: Aspergillus campestris IBT 28561
Lineage: Eukaryota; Fungi; Ascomycota; Eurotiomycetes; Eurotiales; Aspergillaceae
Product: putative lipoate--protein ligase
Exons: 3
Coding region: 81-1427 (448 amino acids)
Biological process (GO): protein lipoylation
Cellular component (GO): cytoplasm; mitochondrion
Molecular function (GO): lipoyltransferase activity
Source: RefSeq, a predicted model, not a curated record
AUCUUUGAUCAGGUGCUCUCGAAUUCCUCUCAUUAUUAUAUCUAAUGAUGCCCAUGCUGCCUCCCUGACCUCCCUCUUCAAUGCGUCUCCCUCUCCCUCCGCGCCAAUGGUCGUCCGCUCUCGUCUUUUCCUGCCUCCGGUCGAGAUGCAAUCCUGGCUUCGGAUCGGUUCGACAUAAUUCGUCACUUGCGCCCGACCAAUUCGCCCAGUUAGCCAGUCGCGAAUCCUCCAAACAUCAGAUCUACCAGUCGCAUUCCACCGAUCCCUACGUAAACCUGUCGAUCGAACACUUCCUGCUCGAACACGCCCCGCCGGAUUCAAGCAUCCUCUUCCUCUAUGCCAAUCGCCCAUGUGUCGUCAUCGGUCGCAAUCAGAACCCAUGGCUCGAGACGAAUCUCCGUCAACUAUACAAUGACCGUGUCGCCGGCGCACAGGGAUCUACCCCGGACAGCGACAAUGCGCUGUACGUGCGACGCAGGUCAGGCGGAGGCGCCGUCUUCCACGACCAAGGCAACCUGAACUACAGCGUGAUCUGCCCGCGGACCUCCUUCACCCGGAAUAAACAUGCGGAAAUGGUGGUGCGCGCAUUGCACCGCGUGGGAGCCACCAACACAAGCGUCAACGAUCGCCACGAUAUUGUCCUCUCGAUGGCCAAUGGCGAUCAGCCGCGCAAGAUAUCCGGGUCCGCCUUCAAAUUGACGCGGCAUCGAGCGCUUCAUCACGGCACGUGUCUGCUAGAUUCUCCCAACAUCAACGGCCUAGGAUCUUUCUUGCGAUCGCCGGCGCGGGACUACAUCAAGGCCAAAGGGGUGGAAAGCGUCCGCUCGCCUGUGGCCAAUGUCUCGUCGCAGUUUGAGGAUGCCCUCAUCCCUUUCUCCAUGCAGAUGGUAAUGUCCAGUAUCGCGGAUGAAUUUGCGCAAAUGUACAAAACCGGGCCAGAUGCCGUGCGCCGUGCCCAGCGGGCGCAUGUGUAUGAGCCGGAGCUCUACGCGGGUGAAGAUUGGGUAGCAGGGGCAGUAGGUGAGACUCAGGCCGAUACAGAGCCGGAAAUCAGCAAAGGGUUGAAUGAGUUACGGUCCUUGGAGUGGAAAUACACACAGACACCGCAGUUUACAUUCUCCACACAUCCCAUCGAGGACGAUCCCCGGGAGCGACCCGCUUUACCGUCCUCUCUUCCUCCUUCGACGAGGGUAUUCCUCCGCUGUAAGCACGGUGCGAUCAUUGAAAGCCACAUCUCAACAUCGUCCGAUCCAUCCGUCGCUUCGGAACAGGCAGCGCGUGUCCACGAAGCCAUCAAUGGCCGCAAGCUUCAUGAACUGCAAUCGCUGCAGUGGCAGGAAGCUCUGCAUGAUCGUCUAGGUCCAGAUUCGGUGGAUACGGCUCGGGAACUUUCGAAUUUUAUCGGCAGCAAGUUAGGUUGCGAAUGAUCAAUCGGCUUGACCAUAUUGUACAUAUAGAAUAAAUGGAUAGUCGGCAAAGCGAAUUGCAUUACGG